Esox lucius (northern pike) is the source of this 1277-nucleotide messenger RNA. RefSeq lists its product as uncharacterized. The record is from RefSeq and is a predicted model, not a curated record. The coding region runs from base 270 to 854 and encodes 194 amino acids. The transcript has 6 exons. NCBI's taxonomy places the organism in Eukaryota, Metazoa, Chordata, Actinopteri, Esociformes, Esocidae.
CAAGCGUUGAGUAGGCAGAGAAGGCUUUGGGUGCUGUGCUGGAUAUAGGCUCUAGUAGUUGACAAUUUGAGUGGUUCUACUAGAUAGUCUCAAGUACUUGACAAAACCUGUGGUUCAACUACUUAUCAGAAGUUGUAGGAAACAAACAAAAUACCUCUACUGAUCGAGCUCCAUGUGCAGUUUAAAGAGAAAAAUAGAAAAGGCCAUGAGAAAGGGGUAGCAUUUCAGGGCAAUUGAGAUUUGGGUCCAAAAGUAAAGGUUCUGCAGCCAUGCAACACCUGGCAUACCAGACUCUGCUUCCCACUGUAAACAAAUACCUUCAGCAGAAGUGGGACAAGGCCUCUUUUGAAAUGCAUCUAAGCAAGGUCAAGUCAGCAAAACCCACCAUUGACACAACUGCUCCUAAAACCUAUGGUCAUCUAGCCCAGACGAAAAAGAAGCGUGAGGACCAAAGCAUGUCCAAAAUCCAGAGGGAAAACAACAUGCUGCUUGAGAAAAUAUCUCACAUCAGGAGGACUACUGGUCGCAUUAACAACAAGAAUGACUAUGAAAACAAAAGCCUUUGCAGAGAGAGGCAACAGCAGGAGCGGCUCCGUAUCACAAAAGAGAAUGAGUUGGCCCUUCUUCGCCUGAACCAGUGUCAGCCUCACUACAGUAUUUAUGACUGGCAGGAGGACUGGCGCAAGACACUCAAGCUCAUGGAGAAUAUAUCACACUACCCACAAAAAGUCACUGACACAAAGAGACAAGGUCAGGCCAGUAACAAGAGCAGCAACACUGGGAAUAAAGAGAAGGACAGUGUUGAUGCAGAACAUCAUUUAAACAGCAGCCUCGGGACGAGGUCAGGCCAGUAACAAGAGCGGCAACAUUGAGCCUAAAGAGGAGGUCAGUCUUGAUGAAGAACAUCAUUUGAACAGCAUCCUCAUUCCAAAAAGAAAAGGAGAGAGUGAGGAGGAAACUGAAGAAUCUGACCAACAGCAUGCAUGAAACACUUGAGUCCCCUGACAUCCCAAUAAACAAUCUCACACACUGGGUAAUCCACAACAGAUGUAUACAGUGGAUAUAAAAAGUCUACACACCCCUGUUAAAAUGCUAGGUUCUUGUGAUGUAAAAGAAAGAGACAAAGAUGAAUCAUGUCAGAACCCUGUUUUUUUAAAACUGCGAAUGAAAAUCGGUGGAAAAAUAGAUAAUUCCUGUGUUUUCUGAUAACAGACUUUUCCAGUUAUUUUACAGGACAAAUGUUAGAUGAAGUUUUUAAUGUGUAAUUUAAAACAGAA